Molecule: messenger RNA, 735 nt
Organism: Haplochromis burtoni (Burton's mouthbrooder)
Lineage: Eukaryota; Metazoa; Chordata; Actinopteri; Cichliformes; Cichlidae
Product: GTPase IMAP family member 4-like
Exons: 1
Molecular function (GO): GTP binding
Source: RefSeq, a predicted model, not a curated record
ACUGAAGCUGUGAAUUGUGUUUCAGGUCCUGAUUUGAGGAUUGUGAUGAUUGGAAAAACUGGUGUGGGGAAGAGUGCUGUUGGAAACACCAUCCUGGGAAAAAAACUUUUCAAAUCUCGUCCCAGUUCAGAGUCAGUGACUGAAACCUGUGAAACAGGUGAAACACAGUUGGAGGAGAGAAAAAUUUAUGUCAUAGACACACCUGGGAUCCUGGACACUGGGAAACCUGCAGAAAUGAUCGAAAAGGAAAUUGUGAGAUGUUUUGAAGUCUCCAGUCCAGGUCCUCAUGUUUUUCUACUGGUGCUCCAAGUCGGUCGAUUCACCACAGAGGAGAAAAACUCUGUGGAAGCCCUGCUGGAGCUGUUUGGUCCAAAAGCUCAACAUUACAUGAUUGUGCUGUUCACCCAUGGAGAUGAUCUUGAAGACCAGGAAAUCACCAUACAGCAGUAUGUACGUGAAGCCAAACCAGAGCUCAGAGAAGUCAUCCAAGGCUGUGGAAACAGGUUCCACGUCUUCAACAACAGAAGCAAAGACAGAAAGCAGGUGGAGGAGCUGAUCAAGAAGAUUGAUGACCUGGUGGCAGGACGUGGCGGCACAUACUACACAAAUGCCAUGUUUAGAGAGGUGGAAGAAAGGAAACAGAAACAACCUGACAGGGAGAGUGAAGAAUACAAGUUCCUGAGUCAACUGGUAGCGCAGAUUCUGCGUUUUCAUUCACGUCUUAAAAGAGAAUAA